This is a messenger RNA of Microthlaspi erraticum, 1179 nucleotides long. The record is from the annotation of a GenBank genome assembly. Lineage: Eukaryota; Viridiplantae; Streptophyta; Magnoliopsida; Brassicales; Brassicaceae.
AUGAAAGUAAGUCAAGCAUUGAACCUCAGAAGGAGAUUGAACCCCAAUCUAAAGGAAGUAGUGAAGAAAGAGAUACUCAAGUUGCUUGAUGCUGGGAUAAUCUAUCCCAUCAGUGAUAGCACUUGGAUAUCUCCAGUUCAUUGCGUCCCAAAGAAAGGGGGGAUCACUGUCAUUAAAAACGACAAAGAGGAGCUGAUUCCCACUAGAACAAUAGUGGGGCAUCGCAUGUGUAUUGACUAUAGGAAGUUAAAUUCAGCAUCUAGAAAGGAUCAUUUCCCUCUCCCUUUCAUUGAUCAGAUGUUAGAAAGAUUGGCAAACCACCCUUUUUAUUGUUUUCUUGAUGGCUACAGUGGUUUCUUCCAAAUCCCGAUCCACCCUAAUGAUCAGGAGAAGACCACUUUCACAUGCCCUUAUGGCACCUUUGCUUAUCGAAGGAUGCCAUUUGGGCUGUGCAAUGCUCCAGCUACUUUCCAGAGAGGUGUGAGGAGACCAAAUCUAGUACUCAACUGGGAGAAGUGCCACUUCAUGGUUCGAGAAGGGAUUGUGCUUGGACACAAGAUUUCCGAGAAAGGGAUCGAGCUCGAUCGAGCUAAGGUGGAUGUCAUGUUGCAGCUCCCUGUUCCCAAGACUGUGAAGGACAUAAGGAGUUUUCUGGGUCAUGCAGGGUUCUACAGAAGAUUCAUCAAGGAUUUCUCAAAGAUAGCAAGACCCUUGACAAGACUUCUGUGCAAGGAGACAGAUUUUGAGUUUGAUGAAGAAUGCCACAAGUCUUGGACCUUGCUGAAGGAUGCUCUGGUAUCUGCCCCAAUAGUUCAAGCUCCAAACUGGGAUCACCCAUUUGAGAUUAUGUGUGAUGCAUCUGACUAUGCAGUAGGAGCAGUGCUUGGCCAAAAGAUAGACAAGAAACUCAAUGUCAUCUACUAUGCAAGCAAGACUAUGGAUGAUGCUCAAUGCAAGUAUGCAACCACAGAGAAGGAGCUCCUUGCCAUAGUCUUUGCCUUUGAGAAGUUUCGAAGCUAUAUAGUUGGGUCCAAGGUGAUUGUGCACACUGACCAUGCUGCCCUUAGGCACAUCUUUGCUAAGAAAGAUACAAAGCCAAGACUUCUCAGAUGGAUCCUUUUGCUUCAAGAGUUUGACAUAGAAGUUGUGGACAAAAAGGGAGUAGAAUGGAGUUGCUGA